Molecule: messenger RNA, 4086 nt
Organism: Cuscuta campestris
Lineage: Eukaryota; Viridiplantae; Streptophyta; Magnoliopsida; Solanales; Convolvulaceae
Source: the annotation of a GenBank genome assembly
AGUGAUCCCCAUGGACAUCAGGUUGUGGAAACAUCCCAAAAACUUUAAAAAUAAGAAGAGACAACGGAUAGUCUGUAAAUCCGUUUUUUCGGUGGGGGAGAAAAGUGUAUACUGGUGGAAGGAUUGUGAAAGAAAAAUAAUUUGAGGAGAGGAAUGUUGACGGAGAAGUUGGCCGGCCGGUCGACGGUGCCGUCUUCGUCGCAUUCGCUCCUACUCAACGCCGUGUCUUCGGAGAGAAUUUUCGACGAAUUGCCGGAAGCGAGGAUCGUUUCCGUGUCCAGACGGGAGACAGCCGCCGGAGACAUCAGCUUCAGCCCCUUUCUCUUCACUUACACUAUUCAACUCCGAUACAAACAGUUCAAGUGGAUCUUAGUGAAGAAGGCUUCACAAGUUAUUUACCUACACUUUGCACUCAGGAAGCGCUCACUGAUUGAGGAAUUCCAUGGAAAACAAGAGCAGGUUAAGGAGUGGCUUCACCACAUAGGAUUAGGAGAACAACAAACUACAGCCCAACAAUCUGAUGAUGAUCCUGAUGAUGGAGCUGCCCUUGCAUAUAAUGAAAGUACUGUUAGAAACAGGCAUGUACCAUCUAGAGCAGCAUUGCCAAUCAUCCGGCCUUCAUUGGGGAGGCAACAUACAAUCUUGGAGAGAGCAAAAAGUGUGAUGCAAGAUUAUUUGAACCACUUUCUAGGGAACUUAGAUAUUGUAAAUUCUAGUGAGGUUUGCAAGUUUUUGGAGGUCUCCAAGUUAUCAUUUUUACCUGAGUAUGGACCAAAGCUAAAAGAGAGCUAUCUAAUGGCUAAGCAUUUACCCUAUGUUUCAGUGAAGAAAGAAGACUCCAGAUGUUGUACGUGUUGUGGGCUUGGUUGUUGCAAGAAUGAUUGGCAAAAGGUUUGGGCUGUUCUGAAGCCCAGUUUCUUAGCUUUACUAAGAAGCCCCUUUGACACUGAACUAUUGGACAUAUUUGUUUUCGAUCCCCUUCCUGCUGGUAAUAGUAAGGGCGAGGUGCAAGUAAGUUUGGCCGAGGAGAUAAGGGAUCACAAUCCUUUGCGUUAUUCAAUCAAGAUCUCUUGCGGGAAUCGUAGCAUAAAAUUCAGAAUUGCAAGUCAUGCUAAAGUUAAAGAUUGGGUUUCUGCAAUUAAUGACGCUGGUCUAAAGCACAAAGAAGGUUCGUGUAGCACUCAACGCUUUGGUUCUUUUGCUCCACAAAGAGGAUUGGCUGAGGAUGGAAGUCAUGUUCAGUGGUUUAUAGAUGGAAAGGCUGCAUAUGAAGCAAUUGCUUCAUCAAUAGAAAAUGCCAAAUCCGAGAUAUAUAUUACUGGAUGGUGGCUUUGCCCUGAACUGUACUUGCGGCGGCCAUUUCAGAACCACAGUUCCUCUAGACUUGAUGCUUUACUUGAAGCAAGAGCUAACCGAGGGGUUAAGAUAUACAUUCUCCUGUACAAGGAGGUUUCUCUUGCUUUGAAAAUCAACAGUUUAUACAGUAAAACAAAGCUUCUAUGCAUUCACAAAAAUGUGAAAGUGCUACGCUACCCUAAUCAUUUUUCUGCUGGGGUCUACUACUGGUCACACCAUGAAAAAAUUGUUAUCGUGGAUCAUCAUAUUGCCUAUAUUGGAGGAUUGGAUUUAUGCUUUGGCCGUUACGAUACAGUUGAACAUAAAGUUGGUGAUAACCCUCCUCUGUUAUGGCCUGGAAAGGACUAUUACAACCCAAGAGAAUCUGAACCAAAUUCUUGGGAUGAUACAAUGAGAGAUGAGCUGGACAGAGAAAAAUAUCCGCGCAUGCCUUGGCACGAUGUCCAAUGUGCCAUUUGGGGCCCACCAUGCCGAGACAUUGCAAGGCAUUUUGUUCAGCGCUGGAAUCAUGCUAAGAGAAGCAAAGCUGCGAAUGAACAAGAAAUACCCCUCCUGAUGCCACAACACCACAUGGUUAUCCCACACUACCUGGGCAGAAGCCAAGAAAUAGAUGUUGAAAUUAAGAAUGCUCAUGCUAGUGCAGAAGACUUAGAUAGACUGGGCGUCUUUCGUUCAGAGUCGCCACCUGAAAGCAUACCAUUGCUUUUGCCCCAGGAAGCUAACAGCAGGCAGGCUUCCAAUCUAAACAACACACAAUAUGAUGUCAUUCAUCAAGUGGAUCCACUAGUAGAUCAAAUAACUAAACAGGAAGAUUGGUGGGUAACACGGGAGGGAACUGAAUUUUCUGAUAACUUAGCAGACGUUGGUCCUCGGACCCCUUGUUCUUGUCAAAUUAUCAGAAGUGUUAGCCAAUGGUCAGCGGGAACAAGAUAUACAGAGGAUAGCAUUCAUACAGCUCAUUGUUCACUCAUUGAAAAUGCUAAGCACUUUGUCUUCAUUGAGAACCAGUUUUUUAUAUCUGGCCUUUCUGGAGAUGAAAUCAUUCAAAAUCGAGUACUUGAUGCUUUAUACAAACGCAUUGUGGUGGCAUACAACGAGAAAAAGUGUUUCAGGGUAAUUAUAGUCAUCCCGCUCUUACCAGGGUACCAGGGAGGUUUGGAUGACAUUGGAGCAGCAACUGUGAGAGCCAUAAUGCACUGGCAAUACCGAACAAUUUGCAGGGGACAACGCUCUAUAUUGCACAAUCUUUAUUCCUUGCUUGGUCAAAAAACAUCUGAUUACAUAUCUUUCUAUGGUCUCAGAACCUAUGGCCAACUUUCUGAUUGCGGCCCAUUGGUCACAAGCCAGGUUUAUGUCCAUAGUAAAGUUAUGAUAGUAGAUGACCGUGUAGCCUUGAUUGGAUCAUCGAAUAUUAAUGACAGAAGCUUGUUAGGAUCUAGAGAUUCUGAGAUUGCCGUAGUCAUUGAGGAUAAAGAUUUUAUUGAUUCUUCAAUGAAUGGGAAUCCAUGGAAGGCUGGAAAGUUUGCAUUUAGCCUUCGGGUGUCGUUAUGGACAGAGCAUUUGGGUCUACACUCCGGGGAUAUUUUUCAAAUCAAGGACCCUAUAGCUGACACUACAUACAAAGAUUUGUGGCUUGCAAGAGCUAAGUUGAAUGCCAAAAUCUACCAAAAGGUCUUCUCUUGCGUCCCCAACGACCUCAUCUACACAAGGCAUGCACUCAGACAAUGUAAAGAGAAACUCAAGCACAACACAGUUGAUUUAGGAGUUGCGCCAGAGAAACAUGAAGAUUUCGUGAAUGAGGAAGCCGGCUUAGCGAAACCAAUCAACAGGUUAAAGUCAAUCAAAGGACAUGUUGUUUGCUUUCCCUUAGAGUUCAUGCGUGAAGAAGACCUGAGACCGAUAUUUAUUGACCACACUUACAGUCAGGGUAGAGGCCGAGGUGUUACACUUUGUGUCAAUAUCAUUGACCAAUAUGGUCAACGCUUGGAUGAAGUCAGCGAUAAAUUCUUGCUGGCUAGGCUCUCUCCUGCUUCGAUCUGUGGAUUCCGAGCUCAUUUUGCCUGGAUUUGGUGUAAAGGUGACGUGAUUGGAGUUUCAGGUGGUUGAAAUGUCCUCUCUUAGCAGAGAAUUGGUCUUUCUCAUACUUCAAUUCCUGGAGGAGGAGAAGUUUAAGGACUCAGUUCACAGGCUUGAGCAAGAAUCGGGGUUUUUCUUCAAUAUGAAGUACUUCGAGGAGAAAGUUCAUGCCGGUGAAUGGGAUGAAGUUGAGAAAUACCUAUCUGGAUUUACAAAAGUAGAUGACAAUAGGUACUCCAUGAAAAUAUUUUUUGAGAUUAGAAAGCAGAAGUAUCUCGAAGCACUUGAUGGGCAAGAUAAGGCAAAGGCUGUAGAGAUCCUUGUGAAUGAUUUGAAAGUGUUUUCAACAUUUAAUGAAGAUCUCUAUAAAGAAAUUACUCAGUUGCUGACAUUAAGUAAUUUCAGAGAGAAUGAACAGCUUUCAAAGUAUGGGGACACAAAGACUGCUCGCAGCAUAAUGUUGAUAGAGCUGAAAAAAUUGAUUGAAGCAAAUCCUCUCUUUCGAGAAAAGCUUGUAUUCCCAACCCUCAAGGCAUCAAGAUUGCGCACCUUGAUUAAUCAGAGGUGUGCAUUUGCAUCUUUCUCCGUCUACAUUUUUAAAGUUCUGUAUUUUCUCAAUACCAUUGGAAUCGAAAAGAAAACAGCUCAUUUUAU